AUGGGCGAUGUGGGCGUCGAUGUUGGGCUCGUGACGGGGUUCGGCGUUCUGGUUGGGGGCGCGUUCGUGCUCCCCAGUGCCACUGCCCGCGAGAUCUGUGCGGAUCUGUGCAGCACGUGCGUCCCCGGCGAAGCUCAGAAGCAACGCUUCCUGCGAGCUCGCGGUGAGGUAGGGGUUCUCAAUGGCCAGUGCCGCCACAACGACCGGCAAAGCCACGCUGCCGCCACUGCCAGGCGUCGCAAGGCCUCCAUCGGUGUGGGGGCGCCGGCCGCUCUCCUCGAAAUCGUCGCUUUUGUGCGGGCGGCGAGGAGGACGUACUCCAAGAUCGCGGGCGCGCUACCCUCACCCCCACCUCUCUGCCACGAGGAUUCUGCAGCUGCUACCGGAUCUUGGAUGGCCUGCGCCACAGCAGGACAGCUGCCGGCUCGUGCGCUGGAAAAGGAUGUGCUCUUUGUGAUUGCGUCGGACACCACGGUUUGUCGUGGCACUUGUGCCAGCAUCAUCAUGGAAGAGUGGACGCUGGUCAAACUGCACAAAGCAGCUGAUCUAGUGCAACUCAAGCAGGCGACAUCCCAAGCUUUAGGAUUGGAGGACUCGCAAAGCUUGCAAUUCUACAUUGUGGAACGGGACGGUGCAGGCCGAUGUGCACGACUGGGGCUGCUCACCCAGACGUCAUCCCUUCAAGCUGUGCAGCUGACGUUGCCGAGUGAUGUUUUGCAGGUGGUCGAAUUGAUUUGUACCACCAGCGACCCGCCGGCUGUGUCGGAGGUACCAACUGCAGCGGCGCCAUUCCCACUGCCCGGCCCGUGCUUGCCUUUUGUGGGAACCACUUACCAGCUGUUGGGGCCAGAUCCUAUGCCAAUGUACAAUCUAGCCAGGAACGUUUUCCCUCCGAGGGCUUCGAAAUAUCCUUAUGGGUCUACUGUUGGGUCAUACAACGGUGGACGGAAGGAGGCAAUCGGUGACUUCCCACCUAACACCAUCUUCCACGAUGAUGCUCACACCGUGACGAUCUUGACUGCCAGCGCAAGCAUUGUUGAGGAGCUCAUUGCUCGCGUGCCAGAUUUCCCCAAGUUGUGGAACAGGCGAGUACAGAUUGGAUUGCAAGACUUCACCGAGAAUGGUUUGUUCACAAGCAGUGAAACCUCGGAGGAUUGGAAGGCGGCCCACAGUCUUCUCCCAAGAGGUUUCAACCAAAUCAAAAUCAAGAAUUUUGCGCCGCAGAUCUUGGCAAAGACCCGUGCCUUCAUUCGCGAAUGGUCGCAUUUCCGUGCUGGCCAACGUGUGGAGGGUGUCAAUGAUUGGCUGACCGCCAUGACGGCAGAUGCGGUCGUCACCUGCAGCAUGGGUUUUGACAUGCGCAAUGUAGAGCGGCUCGGAGCCAAACAGCCCCCGCAUAAGUUCGUAGAUAACUUCAGAAUUGGCUUGGGCGUGUCAACCGGCAGCAUCAACGCUUCCUCAGAAUAUGGACGGAAGCGGCACUUGCCUUUCUUCAAUGCAGCCGGGAGAUUGCAAGCAAAAUACAAGGCAGCAAAAUCGAACAUGCAAGAGCAAGUGGAACAGAUGGUUGAAGCAACCCGCGAAGGUGAAAUGGGAGGACAGAACUCGAUCAUCCGGGCCAUGCUCGAGGACCGCACUGGCGAUGGCAGACACAUCCGCUACGGUGCGCUCUAUGGCCAUGUGGUGAACUUGAUGAUUGCAGGCCAUGAGACGACAGCUGCAACCCUUGGAUUCACCAUGCAACUGCUGGCACAGCACCCCGAAUAUGAAGCCAGGGCCUUGCAAGAAGUGCGUGAGGUGCUGCAGGGAAAGACUGAACCAUCGGUAGACGAUGUGCCCAAACUGCAGUUUGUCGAGCAGUGCUUCCGAGAGGCUUUGCGCUUGUACAGUCCUGUGACCAGCUUGACUCGAGACGCUGCGCAUGACACCUUGCUGGGAGGCCACCGGGUUUACCAAGGGCAGCGCAUCGUGGUGGUCACCCGGGCACUCCAUACGAAUCCGGAAUAUUGGGGUGGGAAGUUUGGAGAUCCUUUAUCCUUUAAUCCUGAUCGCUUCUCGCCGGAUGCGGUGAAGGACAGACAUCCAAAUGCGUAUCACCCAUGGGGCUUCGCAACACGCUCCUGCAUUGGAAGCCAGUUUGCCCUGUUUGAGGCCAAAACGUUUCUUGCUUCCAUGCUUCUGCACUUCCGUCUCGAGGGCAUCCCAGGGUACGAGAUUGUGGCCAGCACCCACGCCGGCGGAGCAGCCCCUUCGCCCAAGGACUUGGCUUUCAUCGUCUACCCGCGUCCUGGAGGGCCACUUUGGUCGGACACUGGCCUAAUGCAGCCGCUUCCUGCGUUGGCGCUGACCCCUGACAGUCCGAAAGCCCAGCGCGGCCAGCCCGGCCAGCCUGGGACAAGCCUAGAAAGUACGAACGGCCACAAAGAGAUCGCAGAUGGUCCUGUCAUGAAGGUUCUUUAUGGAUCCAAUGCCGGCUCCAGUCAAGAAUUCGCGUCUCAGGUGGUGGCAGCAGCCGGCAAGGCUGGAUUCCAGGCUUCGUUAGAAACCCUGGAUGCUGCAGUUUCCAUGGGCUCGAUGGUGCCAGAUGGUCGAACGGUCAUCGUUGUCACAUCGACCUAUAACGGCCUGCCCCCAGACAAUGCCUGUCACUUCAAGGAAUGGUUGGUGAAGCAGACAGGCGGUGCCUUGAAUGGGCUGCAAUUUGCGGUGUUCGGCGUUGGAAACUCGCAGUGGCACACAUACCAGCAGUUUCCGCGAGAAGUGGAUGCUGGUUUGCAUUCCUGCGGGGGUACACGUAUCUGCGGCUUGGGGUCUUGUGAUGUGGAUAGUUCUUCCUUCGAUUCCGAUUUCGAAGACUGGCUUGCGAAUCUACUGCAGAGGAUUGGCGGAGCAUCUGGUGGAGCCAAUGUCGCCUCGGCCGAGGACGACUCUGGAAGGGACGAGUUCCUGCUGGAGAAUGGCCCCUUGGACAGUGUGACCGUGCAGGCCGAUGUGAAGAAUGGAGUCGCUGCCAUCAAUGCUGCCAUGCAAACUGCGGCCAAGUUGUCUGGCGAAGCCGCGCCUCCAACGCGAAACGUCUCCCUUGAAGUCGUUUUACCUAGCCGCGAGCUGUGCAAGAAGCCUGAUGCUCGAAGUGUUCGUCAUGUGACUCUGCGACUUCCUGAAGAUCAUCCAGGAUACCAGCCGGGGGACCACUUGGAAGUUCUGCCUCCAAAUGAUCCAGCGUUGGUGCAGAUGGUCCUCGACGUGUUGCAGCUAAGGGAGGACGCUGCAGUACGUUGGAACCUCAACCGGAUGCAGAAGAAAUGGCGUAAUGUAAAUCUGGGGAAAGAUGCGGGGUGGUGGGAGAAGCUGCCAUCGUUGCAUUUCACUGCAGGCUUGGUUCUGCAGUACUUUCCUGAUCUUGCAAGUCCACCUGGACGCAAAGCAUGCGCUGCUCUUGCACAGCUUGCAACAAAUCCGGUGGCCAGGGACGAGCUCGUCCUGCUUGGAAGUGAUGCUGAGCACCACAAACUGAAAGUAGCCUCUGUCGGUCUCUCACUGGCUGAGCUGAUUCACGGCUUCAAAGGCAGCCUCGAGUGUCAAAUUGGUGACAUCCUCGUGAUCGCCAAGCCGCUUGCACCGCGACGGUAUAGUGUGUCUUCAAAUCCGGAGAGCUUGCAGGACAAACGCUUCGUCACAGUCACUGUUGGGCAGGUGAAGUUUACGACCGGUACAGGUCGUGUUCAUCGUGGACUUGCGUCAACGCGUCUUGGAGACAUGGAGGUUGGUGAUGCCAUCCCCGGAAACGUCAAGACGAUGCAGUCGAAUUUCCACUUGCCUGAAGACCGCACAGCACCUAUCAUCAUGGUGGGGCCAGGGACUGGCCUGGCACCAAUGAUGGGCUUCCUGCAGCAGAGAGAAGCCUUGCUGAAGAAGGGCACCAAGGUUGGCCAUGCCACGCUUUUCUUCGGUUGCCGUGCCAGGGACGAAGACUAUCUGUACCAGGAGGACCUUGAGGGUCGGUACUUGAAAUCUGGUGCCCUCUCGACACUUCACGUCGCGUUCAGCCGGGAAUCGGGGCAAAAAGUUUAUGUGCAAGACAAGAUCUGGGAAGAGAGGGAUGCGGUCUGGAGACUUUUGCAAGAUCCGAAGUGCACCGUUUUUGUCUGUGGCGAUGCCCGUGCAAUGGCCCCAGAUGUGAAGCGUGCAUUCCAGAAGGUCGUGGAAAGUGGGGGCAAUAGCAGCUCUUCCGCAGCCAACAUGAUUGCUGCGAUGGUGCAGUCAGGCUUCGGGACGCUCCAAGCCUGUGACGCUUUUCAGGCAGACGCCACCUUGCAGGUGGAGCUGGCAGAGUUGCGGAAGAAGAUAACAGCGUUGGAAGCAGAUCGGUUUGAACCACCCGAGCUGGAAGAGCUGCAGGUGCUGUGCAGUACUCUGGAGUCGCAGAAGCGUGGAUUGGAGCAGGAAGUGAAGCGUCUGCAGGGAAGCUCUGCAGAGCUUGAAGCCCGAUUGGCAUCGUCUGCCACUAUACAGGAAAAAAUGCAGAGCCUUGUGGAGGAGAGCAGCGUCUUGGAAGAAGAUCUGGCGCUGGAGAGGGCCAACCAUGCCCGGCUGGCGGCAGAGGCGGAAGGAGAGCGGGCCAAAAAGGAAGAGUUGCGAAGGAGGCUGUGCGAAGUAGAGGACGAGAAUGCAGCGCUUCUAAAGAUGGUGGGCUCCCAGCAGGAGAGCAGCGUCUUGGAAGAAGAACUAGUGCUGGAGAGGGCCCGGCUGACGGCAGAGGCGGAAGAAGAGAAGGCCAAAAAGGAAGAGUUGCAAAGGAGGCUAUCUGAGCUAGAGGACGAGAAUGCAGCGCUUCUGAAGAUGAUGGGCUCUCAGCAGGCAGCUGCGCAGAAGGCAAAAUGUGCAACGGAAGACGCGGCGAAGACGCUUGAGUUGGAGCGCAAGUUGUCGGAGCUCGAGGACGAAAACGCAGCGUUGCUGAAGAUGAUGGGCUCGCAGCAGGCUGCUGUCCGCCAAGUAGCGGUCCUGACCGCCCAGAUAGAGGAGCUAAAGAGCCAAAAGCAGCAACAGUUCGAGGCCCAGCUCUCAGACCACUGCAUUCAACCGCGCCAGACCAUGCUCCUUUCCUUUGAUGUUCAGGCAGCCUCGGAUGAUCUUGCUGAGCAAUUAGCUGCAAAGGCAAUCCUCGAAGCUGAGGACGAGCUGCGAGACAAGGUGCCAGCUGAUCCUACAGAUGAGGCCUUCGAACUCCAAGCGCUUCAGGCGCUGGUGAACAGACUUCAGACCGAGCGGGACUAUCUUGUCCAGAAGGACCGGAGCCAGCAGGCUGAGCUUGAGGAGCUGCGUGGACAGGUCUCGGUGAAGCUUCAAGACGACGUGAUGGAGUCGGAGUGGAAGUCUAGGUGCGAGCGCUUGGAGGUACAGAUCAAAGCUGCAGACGCUGAUAUGGCGAAGCUUCGGCAGCAAGUGGCGCUGCAAGCCAGCAGGGAAAGGAAUGUGGAGGACUCUCUCCGCUUCGCGGGAAUCUCUUCCAGUCAGGAGCAGGUUCCGGAUCUCAGGUCGCCGCCGGAGGCUGGCACGUUCGGUGUACACAGAAGAGAGCGUGUGGGAAAGCACCGCUUUGGCGAGGAGGGCGGGCGAUAUGAGGUUGUGCACCAGUACCGGCCUCAGGCCAUCUGGUGCGGGCGAAUGGAAAUCAGUGCAAACCCAGGCAGGAAGACAAAAGAGUUCGUGGGAGGCCAGCUGCUGAUCGGAGCCCUUUGUGGCCGUUGGUCUGGCGUUUGCCGGGUGAAGCGCAUAAUGCUGGCUGUGUAUUUUGUCGUGUUCCCCUGUUUGGCCGGUGAUUCCAACCGCUGGGCCUCGAGGGACCUGCAGCGCAGCAACCGCUCCGCAUCUUUGCGAAGUGAGCAGUUGCUGUCACUUCAGAGAGAGCUGGAUGCCUUGGAGACGGCCAUGGAGGAAGCCAAAAGUGCUGCCACAAAGGAGGCCCAAAAGAGCAAAGAGGAAGAAGAGAGCUUCAGGGCCGCCGCAGCGGAAGACCUCAGCCGCUGCGAGCAGCAGCUGCGCGAGAAGAGCGAGCGAUGUCGGAACCUCGAGCUUGAGCUCAAGCAGGCAUCGUUGCAGCUGGAUGGGCCUGGCGUUUAUUUGCUCGCCAGUGAUGUCGACGUCUCCGAGGCGCUUGCUCGGAGCUCCCAGAAGCUGGGCCGGCUGCUGGCCGGCGAGGAGGUCCACGUCUUGGAGGUGGUGCACCGUAAAGCAGAAAAGCGAGUCCGAGGUCGAGUAGCAGCCAAGGGCCACAGUGGCUGGAUCUCGCUUAUGGAUACGUCUGAGGGCUAUCGCUGGGCACACCGGCAGCUGUCAGCCACGAACGAGUGGAUCAGUGAGUUGCUCGAGAAAAGCGCGCCCCUGGCUUGCGAGACGGAGCUCCGGGCUCGGUGCGCGGCCCUGGAGGCUGACGGAGACAUGAGAAGCACCGUGAACUCAUGUGGAGGGUAA
Molecule: messenger RNA, 6477 nt
Organism: Symbiodinium sp. CCMP2456
Lineage: Eukaryota; Dinophyceae; Suessiales; Symbiodiniaceae
Source: the annotation of a GenBank genome assembly